AUGUCUGUGGAAGAACUUCAGCAGUUCGAAGAUUGUUGUGCGGUUAUUGAUCAGGCGAUUACGACAGAAGAUACAGAUGGUUGGCGCUGGUUAGGGAUAAAGGAUGAGGAGUUCUCUGUAGCGGCUGUUAAGCAAUUAAUGAUGCAAGAUGAUCUAGUCCUUAAUGAAGACGAGUUUGUUUGGUGUAAAUGGAUUCCUAUAAAGUGUAAUAUCUUUAUGUGGCGGGCUGAACGUGAUCGUCUACCUACGAAAGUUGCGAUUAGGAAGAGGAACAUUGCGUUGGAAAGCGCGGAGUGUAGUUUGUGUGGUGAUCAGGAGGAAACGGCUGAACAUUUGUUUACCGGUUGUAGCAUAACAACCGGAGUGUGGCAGGCGAUCUCGGCGUGGUGUCAGAUCCCACAAAUUUUUGCUUUUUCUAUUCGGGAUCUUUUGGAUAUUCAUAAGUUCGUUGGAGGCUCAAAGAUUAAACCUAAAGUUAUUCGAGGAGUGGUUAUUGUGACGUGUUGGAAGAUUUGGAAAACCAGGAAUGAUCGGGUUUUUUCUCAGCGAGAUAGCAACGUGGCGAACAUAGUGGCGGACGUGAAGUCUAUCAGCUUUUUGUGGUUCAAACAUAGGUUCAAAAAGAAAAGUGUCGAUUGGAAUAGUUCGUGUACUCUUAACUUGAUGUAA
Molecule: messenger RNA, 669 nt
Organism: Helianthus annuus (common sunflower)
Lineage: Eukaryota; Viridiplantae; Streptophyta; Magnoliopsida; Asterales; Asteraceae
Exons: 1
Coding region: 1-669 (222 amino acids)
Source: RefSeq, a predicted model, not a curated record